Messenger RNA from Bipolaris sorokiniana ND90Pr, 1766 nucleotides. RefSeq lists its product as uncharacterized. Bases 276 to 1292 code for a protein of 338 amino acids. The transcript has 6 exons. Lineage: Eukaryota; Fungi; Ascomycota; Dothideomycetes; Pleosporales; Pleosporaceae. The record is from RefSeq and is a predicted model, not a curated record. Gene Ontology annotation, molecular function: RNA binding. Gene Ontology annotation, cellular component: nucleus; cytoplasm.
AUCCAAGCGCCGUACGCGGCAACACAGAGAGCUCCCUUUGGUGCUUCUUUGUGCCUUCUACGUAUGGUCUGUGCCCCACUUGACUCGCUUACGGCAGCAACCCACGCCGAUUUUCGAACCUCUUGCCCGCAACUUCGCGCCCAUUACCCCGUUCGCGAGCCACAUCUGAGAGCCACGUCCCUAACCACCGUAGGGAAGCUCUCAUAUUCUUUUUUCCACCCGGCAGGUUGUGCAUCUAGAAGGGCAAAGCGCGAAAGGCGCUCCAAUCCGUCAAGAUGUCUCAAAUCGCUUCAAAGAACAUUUACGAGCUACUGGGCAACGACCCUGAGCUCGACCCCAACAGGCCGGCUGACCCGCCAACAAGGGCAAUUGAGAAGCCCGUCAUGAGGCAUGGCAAGCGCGAUGGAUCCGACCUCCCCAAGUCCAUCCCCGAGAGGCAGAGCCACCAGAACCGUGCCAAGCAGACCGACAAUGCCAACGAGAACGCUUUCCGGGAUCGUGGCGUAGGAUCUGACAAGAACCGUGGAAGGGGAUCUGGUGAGCCUACUGGCACUGGAGCUCGCGGUGGCCAGCGCGGUCGUGGACGCGGUGGACGCGGUGGAGGUCGUGGUGGUGCCCGCGGCGAGGGUGACCGUCACAGCAGGACCGGCAUCAGCGAACACGACAAGCAAGCUGCUCACGGCUGGGGCGGAAAGGACGGUGACGCUGAGUUGGCUGAUGAGCAGGCUGGCGAGGCCAUCGCUCAGGCUGAAGAGAAGGACGCUAUCCGGGAUGAUGCCGAGGGCGAGAACGCCGAGCCCGAGCCCGAGGACAAGAGCAAGUCCUACACUGCCUACCUUGCUGAGUUGGCCGAGAAGAAGCUUUCUCUUGCCGCCCAGAACGUUCGCAAGGCCAACGAGGGCAGCAGCCAGAAGUUCCCCGAAGGUACUGCGCUCUCCCGCGACGACCAAGAAGACUUCAUCGCCGGUGGACAAGGCAAGGCUAAGCGCGAGCGCGCGCGCAAGGAGAAGGUUCACGUUGAGCUCGAUGGUGACCGUAUGCUUGCUCCCCCUCCCCGUGAGGGCGGCGCCCGAGGACGCGGCCGUGGCCGUGGCGAAUUCCGUGGCGGCGAGGGACGUGGACGUGGAAACGGCGAGGGACGCGGUCGCGGCGAGGGUCGUGGAGAGUUCCGCGGACGUGGCCGUGGCGGUGAGACUCGUGGACGUGGUGAUGCCCGUGGUCGUGGUGGCCGCGGUGGUGCCCCCGGUCCCAACAUCACCGACUCAAGCGCCUUCCCCAGCCUCGGCGCAUAGAAAGCGCCAGCACUCAUUGCGGCCUGAAAGCCGGACGUGUCUGUGUCUAACGGUCUGUUGUGGAUGAAACGAACGAAUGAACAACAAGGCUAUUUCACGACUGGAUGAACCAACAGGGAGCUGAAGCACGAUAUCAAGCAUCUUUGAAAGAGAGGGCACCGGGCUGUGAAUACUUUUCAUUUACCGGUAUCAAAAAAAUGUAGUCAACUUGAGCUCGACCUUUUUGGCAUGCGUGUUUGACUGUUUGACUGUUUGAUUCGUUAUUGUCUGGUGUGAUGUAUUCGUAGUAGUUUUUUCUUGAUUAAGAGAAGCACAUGGUUAAGAAGAUGCCUUUUCUUCAAUUAACUGACUGCUGUCAGUUACCCUGGUUGCAGAUGGUUGCAGAAAGGUGAUGGUCUAUGCGGUAAUUAUCUGUUUAGUAGCAAAGUAAUUCAGUUCGCCGUAUAACAUAUAUGUGUUUGUCUCUCUCUCUCU